This is a messenger RNA of Thamnophis elegans (Western terrestrial garter snake), 2140 nucleotides long. It is a transcript of the gene DKK3, whose product is annotated as dickkopf WNT signaling pathway inhibitor 3. Gene Ontology annotation, cellular component: extracellular region. The record is from RefSeq and is a predicted model, not a curated record. Gene Ontology annotation, molecular function: receptor antagonist activity; co-receptor binding. Gene Ontology annotation, biological process: multicellular organism development; negative regulation of canonical Wnt signaling pathway. Bases 128 to 1180 code for a protein of 350 amino acids. NCBI's taxonomy places the organism in Eukaryota, Metazoa, Chordata, Lepidosauria, Squamata, Natricidae. The transcript is spliced from 8 exons.
UGCAGACCAGCGAGGCAGGCCCUGGAGGUGCUUAGCGCGCGGUUUCCAGAUCCAGGAGCUGAUCGGAGGGCAAAAAGCCCGCUUUUCUUCCAGGCUUUCUCUGAGAAUCAUUGCAGCAGCUCUGAGGAUGUUUCUGCUUGGCUCGACAAGGCUGCUAUUCUUGCCGGCUCUUCUGGGCAUGGUCUUUUCAGCUCCUGCUUCACAGAGUAAGGAAAAAGAGCAACCCCAGGAGAUAGUUCUAAGCUUUCCAAAGGAUGAAACUAGCCUGAAUGAAAUGCUCCAGGAAGUCGAGGAGUUGAUGGAGGACACUCAGUACAAGCUGACCAACGCGGUCAAAGAGAUGGAAGCAGAGGAAGAAGGCUCUAAGAAGAUAAUGGGAAUUGAAUUUCAGAAGCUUCCUGCCAAUUACCAUAAUGAAUCCUACACAGAUACAAAAGUUGGAAAUAAAACAAUACAUAGACAUCAAGAAAUUGAUAAGGUAACGGAUAACAAAACUGGAUCUACUAGCUAUUCUGAGACUAUUAUUACAUCGAUACAAGAAGACAGAAAGAGAAAUCAUGAAUGCAUUAUAGAUGAAGACUGUGAAAUUGGAAAAUACUGUGCAUUCUCUGAUCUGGAGUACAACUGUCACAUUUGCAAACCUCAACACGCACACUGUUCUCGGGAUAUGGAGUGUUGUGGGCAACAGCUCUGUGUAUGGGGUGAGUGCAUGCAAGCAGUCUCAAAAGGAGAAAAUGGAACAAUUUGUGAAAAUCAACGUGACUGCAAUCCGGGUUUAUGCUGUGCAUUUACAAAAGAUCUUCUGUUCCCUAUAUGCACCCCCUUCCCCGGUGAGAGAGAACCUUGCCGUAAUCCUUCAGAUGGGCUUCUCAACCUAAUUACUUGGGAGCUAGAACCAGAUGGAGCUCUUGAUCGUUGCCCAUGUGCUCAUGGGUUGAUUUGUCAGAAGCAGAGUUAUAGCAGCGACUCUCUUUGUGAAUUAUCACUGAACAAGACUCAAAGUGAGGACAAAAAACAACUACUAGCGGAUGAAUUAUCACUUCUGGAUUUUGUAACCCAAGAUAUUCCUGAUGAAUAUGAAGAGAGACUGAUCAAAGAAGUGCAGAAAGAACUGGAAGAUGGACUGGCUGAUUCAGGGAAAUUAGCUAUGACUAGUGACUUUUUUGGAGAGGAAAUAUAAGUCCAGCAAGUUAAUUGAUCACACGUGCACUAUUAUUGCUAUUUCCAGAAUUAUCAUACACGUAUGGUAUAACUGCACCUCUCUCUGCUACAUAGAAGUGCAGUUAAGUCCAUUUAAAUAGAUUCAUGAAAAUAGAUUCCUCUUCUAAAGCUCAAGCUAAAUAUAAUGGGUUCUUUUGUAAGUACUGUUUUGAGAUGGUUAAGAAUUAGAGUUGAAUUAAUUUAAGCCGGGUGGUUUGAAUUAUGUAUUUCUUGUAUAUAUUGCUCCUUUUAAAAAAAAAAUCCAGCUAUUUCUUCCUUAUUAAAGCUCACCAACACUGAAGGAUGCUAUGUACUUUGUGACCAGAACCUAUAGGAGCUUGAUAUCUAGUAUAUAUAUAUAGUAUUAACAGGAGAGUCUGUUUUAAUUAGUUAUGUUGAUUACACCGGGUAGAAGUGGUAGUCUGUGAGCUGCACAUCUUAGUUUGGAAUGAACAUUUCCUGAAGGACAAUAUGGCUGAAAUUGGGUGGGUUGUACAGCAAUAGUACAAGUACUGCAAAAAUGUGUUUAUCUAUAAAUAGCAGUUAUGACUUAUAUACCACUUCACAGCCUUCUAAGUGGUUUAGUCAGCAUAUUGCCCCCAACAAUCUGGGUUCUCAUUUUACUGAUCACAGAAGGAUGGAAUGGAGUCAAUAUUGAGCCGGUGAGGGUUGAACCUCUGGCAAUGUAUACCUUUUCCAUAGUACAGCUCCAAUCAGCCUUAGCUAUUAAGCUUCUUCAAACAAGAAAAUGCAAUUAUAGUUUUUUUUUUUUUGGAGUAUCUGAAGAAUAGAACUUUUCUUGAUUUCCUUUUAAAUAACCAUCUUACUAUGGCAUAGAAAUCUUAUUUCCAACCCUUAUAUUUUUAGCAGCAUUAUAGUUAGUUAUAGUUUUAUUGACUUGUAUGCCGCCCACUCCCGAAGGACUCCGGGCGGCUUACAA